Messenger RNA from Dibothriocephalus latus, 706 nucleotides. The record is from the annotation of a GenBank genome assembly. NCBI's taxonomy places the organism in Eukaryota, Metazoa, Platyhelminthes, Cestoda, Diphyllobothriidea, Diphyllobothriidae.
GUCUCAAAAGCGACAGUCUUGGCCCCGCUUGUCUGGUAUACUCCGGAGAAGUGCCACUGAACCCACUCCUGAUUCUAACGCUGAGGGCUCUGGCCGCCGACCGCUGGUGGGUUAUCGGAAGAUCUCUUGCCAUCCUGAGCUUUCUACGGUAGGCGAAGACUUGGAUAAUAGCAGGGACAGCGAUUUGAAUGCUGAAGACAAUGAAGUACCAAUGGCUGAUCUCGACACUACGAACAUUCUCUCACCUUGUGCGCCUGCCGCGAAAAAACAACGCAGAUCCUCACCCACGCUCUGCCUAUAUUCUCCUGUAGCCGACGAUCCCGCGGCCGCAGAGAGCCUCGACUCCACCACGCCCUUAGACGGUUCGGACUCGAGCGAUUCACUUGUGGUCUCUGAGGAGCGGUACUCGAAUGAAGUCUCGAAAGAACUUCCCUUUGAUUUGCUUCGCCACCAGUCCACCCCAGUGACUAAUGCGAAGAAUGCAAGAUGUCUCCGAUCAAGAGAAGAGUACAAGCAACCUCCUCAACUUUCUCGUUGUGUCUCGGUUCCUGCACCCGUUUGCGCUGAUGGGGUAUGCUAUAAUUGCCUUGUAACAGUAUCUGGUUAUAUAGAAAUCCCGAACAUAAACAUUUCAUUUUCUUUCGAGAUGCAAGCUAGUGUUAACGAGGCUAACUGUAUUAGAAUUCUUUUAAACAGUUUAGUCUAA